Messenger RNA from Spizellomyces punctatus DAOM BR117, 860 nucleotides. RefSeq lists its product as uncharacterized. Lineage: Eukaryota; Fungi; Chytridiomycota; Chytridiomycetes; Spizellomycetales; Spizellomycetaceae. The transcript has 3 exons. Bases 17 to 853 code for a protein of 278 amino acids. The record is from RefSeq and is a predicted model, not a curated record.
GAAAGACCUCCUUAGUAUGCUCUUUGGCUCGCGCCUGCUAAUCAGUUCGUCGCAUAAAAUGUCUGCUCCUCGCCGCCACUGGUUUCGACUCUUGGUCAUAAGUCUCAUAACCAUUACACCGGCGAUCCUCCUCUGCGUUGCCUUGUCUUUCACCUAUGUGACAACCACGUCUGCAGAAUGGGCGAAGCAAGCUGUUUUUUCUGGGGUCAUAUAUCAAGGGGAUAACAUGCGCGGCCCCUUAAAAAACUGUAUACUGCUGACGGAUCCGAGUCGACUUGCCUGCUCGGGCCCCUUGUGCUCUGUCGCGUCGAGGGAUUCCCCCCCAUUCUGUGUGCAGGCACGAUGGGCAAAGAAUUUCUGCAUUGCGGCCUGCGUGCUUGUUAGCCUCGGCGUACUAGGGAUUUUGGUCUUGACUGUUAUCAAAUUAGUCCACUUGAAGCGGGAUUUCAAACACGGUGGUCGUCGAAUUCGAAAAACUCACCCUGCGUUGGCUUUUCUCGCCUUCCUGGUUACAAUCCUCAACGUUUUCAGUAUUUUAUGCCUCCUGGCUGCCCUUCUUGUCGGCGGCAACGCUUUUCUCAAUCUCCAGCCACCAAACGGGAACUUUGCAACCGAUCUGGUGAUACCCGAUUCAACCGUAGCCUGGCUACCUGGAAAAGGGAUGACGUUUGGGUUGGUGGCCUGGAUCCUUGGAGUAUUGGGUAUCUCGGCGGGAACUGUGGUAUUUGAUAUGCCAAAAUCUCAGAAUGAAUGGGGACUGUUGCCUCCAAAAGACCCCCAUGAAAGACAAAUUGACAUUAUCGUUGAGGAAGAUGAGCUAGAACACCAUCGUGACAGCAUCGAUGUUGCAUAAUGCCGCC